Molecule: messenger RNA, 735 nt
Organism: Camelina sativa (false flax)
Lineage: Eukaryota; Viridiplantae; Streptophyta; Magnoliopsida; Brassicales; Brassicaceae
Source: RefSeq, a predicted model, not a curated record
CUUCUCAAACCUUCCUCUGCCAAGACUGACAUUGAAUUAUCCCAACUAGAACAAAUCUGCACAGUCUGAAGCAAAAGCUCUUGCAAAAGGAGAAAUUGAGACACUCAUUUGAUUUUGCUCAGUUUUUAUAAAUCUGAUAGGUUAAGCUAUAGAGAGAGAGAGACAAACAUUGAUUCUAACAUCAUGCGACGUGUUCCUGCUCUUAUAGACAAGCUCAAACCGAUCUUCCCGGUCUCAGGAUCAAAAGGUAAAGUGGUAAGAACUGUUGUACCCAAGAAACCUGUGAACGGGAACAAUAGCGAAAGCGAAACCAUGAAGGAGAUCGAGGAAACGGUAGAGCCUAUGGUUGCCUUUAGUAGACCACCGCCUUAUACACCAUUUGUUGGUCCACUGCUCAUGUAUUCCCUUCUUCAAUCAUGGUCUAGCCACGAUGAAGAUGGCUAGUUGCAUGCAUCUUCCAAAGUUUUCUUUCUUUAUAAGAAUCUCUUAUUAUAAAUCGUCUCUGAUAAAUAAUUACCGAGUCUUUAAUUAGCGUAAUAAACCCUGGUAAGAUGUUUAGUAGACAUUGUGCAGUUUGGUGCUGUUCUUUAGUCCAUCACUUGGUUUGGUAUUUUCGAAGCAUCAUGUGUGCUUUGUGAAUUAUAUAGGUGAUCAAAUGAUGGAUUUUGUACUAAUGUAUAGUUUAUAACUGAUAUGGUUCCAUUCACUAGUGAUUUUGUCCACCAAUUUUAUAUA